Messenger RNA from Lymnaea stagnalis (great pond snail), 19943 nucleotides. NCBI's taxonomy places the organism in Eukaryota, Metazoa, Mollusca, Gastropoda, Lymnaeidae. The record is from the annotation of a GenBank genome assembly.
CUCUUUUCAUACUGUGCCACCAUUUAUGGCCUUUAAGGAAAUCCCUAAUGAUGCUAACCUUGAAAGGGUGAACUAUUCAGAGUUUAUAGAGACAUAUUCAAACAGUGAUGACAGUUAUUUUGAAGAACUAUCUGAAUCUACUAUUGAACGCUUGCUGGAAAUUGAACACACACCUAGAAUAUCUAAUCAUAGGGACCUUCAGAAUUCCCCUGUCAACAAUGAACUAAAUGAUAAUCAAGAAACUGCCGACGUGUUAACAGAUGAAUCGGCAGAGAAAACUAUUUCACGACCGUCAGUACCAUUCGCCAACAGGCAACUGCUGCAUGAAGACAGUUUUAGCACAAACACAAUUAAAUGGGACAGCAAGGCGUCUAACAGCUGUCGUUUGUCUCAAGAUUUUGUAAAUUCAUUGUCAGUGACACAUCACUCUGAGAUGGAGGCCUGUGAUAUUCUUAGUCAAGAUGAUUGUGACGUCACCCAGUGCUGUCAGACACCACACACAAAUAUGGCACUGUGUCAAUCACUCAGUGCUCCGGCUUGUGGGGAUGACAUGACAAGUCCUAGCAGACCCUUGGUGAGAGGAAGUCAACAAGUCAAUCAUCACAGAUGGUCAGCUAGCCAAGUUACCACAUUCACAAAUAAGUACACAAACUCUGACAAUGAAGUGUCACCUGAACUUGGUGAGAUGAUGGAAAACUUGAUCCAUACACACAUGCUGGAUGCGUCGUGCCAAGUCGAUGAUGAUAUGGCACUGAGGGCUGACAUUGUAGACACAUGCGAUCUAAGUAUGAUGGCAGUGCCUUUGUUAGUCAACACAUCUUCAUUGACUGAGCCAUGCCAAGUAACUGAUGUGUCUAUGAUUACGGAUCAUACUGAGCCAUGCCAAGUAACUGAUGUGUCUAUGAUUACAGAUCAUCCAGAGACCCUGGAUUAUAGUAUGAUGGCUGUGCCGGAUGUCGUCAACAAACUGACUAUGACGGAUAAAAAGUUGGUGAUGGAUAUUUGCUCCUCGAUGACCCCCAUCAAAAUUGCUAAACAGGGUCAAAGGUCAGACAAAACACAUUUUCUUUCGAUUGUAAAUAUCAGUAGAUGCAUCCAGAGGCGUAGCGUGGUGGGGGCAGGGGGUGACAGAUGUCCCCGGGCGCCAGCUAGUUAGGGGCGCCAAAAUGUGCUUUGAUAUUAUUUUAUUGAUGAGAGUUGAAAAAAAAGAAAAAGGGGCGCUAAAAAUGGACCUUGUCCCUGGGCGCGAAUCUUGUCCCCGGGCGCCAAACACCCUCGCUACGCCACUGGAUGCAUCACCAAUUAUCUGAGCUUAUAGUGGAAACUGACGGUAACAGCAUAAUGAAGUAAUAGUUGAGAGUACCUUACAGUAAUGGGAAUUUUCCUUCUCACUUUACCGGAAUUGUUAUUUGAGGCUUUAUAUUAAAGUAGACUUGAAUGAAAUUGUCACUUGGUUAUCUGAUAGCUAAUUAUGUCUUUUGUUGGAUAGUUAAUGUUAUGUCUUUUGUUUGAUAGUUAAUGUUAUGUCUCAUAGUUAAUGUUAUGUCUCAUAGUUGAUGUUAUGCUGAUGCACACUUACUAUGAGAAUCUUGAUUUUUGUGCAGGUUAACAGCAGAUUCAGUGAGACAGCUUCACCCUCGUACACUUGCCAACCAGCUGGACACCUUGAUGACAGUGAACGAAAGACUGGAAAAGGAAGUGAAGAGUUCGGUUCAGGAGAUGGUUCAUCUCAAAGCUGAACUUAGGGUAGUCAAGUCCAAGCUGCUUGAUGUGGAGAAACAACUUGAGUUGGAGAAACUUGGUCAGAGCAAACACAUAACAAUGCUUGAGGUAUGUGAGAAAUAUGGGGGAACAAUGAUGUGGUAUGAGGAGGGAAAUGGUUCAGGUAUGAGAAAUAUACGUUGUUAAUAAGGAGGUAAGAGAGAAAUAUGUAACCAGUAUAGUGGUUAAGACUUCCUUUAACAGAUUGUUACUGACUGUGACUUGAAUGCUGAGAGAAGAAAUGUCAACAAGGGAUACAGUGAGGCAAUUUCUAGGACUUCUAACGUACAUGUCAAUUGUACAGGUCCCCACUGUACAAAAAUACUGGUCUGCAGCAACUUUGUACCAUGGACUUUAGGCCGUAGCCUUGUUGACCAAAAAGAUUUAUUUAAAUGAUGACUUUCCUCAAAGUUUCUAAAAUUCAGAGAAUGAGGAGGCCAAACUUUGUAAAGUUAGAUUGUCUGAUUUUAUAAGAAGAAAAUGCCAAAAGCUGUACCAGCCUCGCCAACAGUGAGCGAUAGAUGAACGCAUGGUGAAAAACAAAGGGCAAUACACUUUCAGGCACUUUCUAUCAUCUCUCAUUAGCCACCACUCAGUUUCUAGUCAAUCCUUUGCUGAUGACACUCAAAUCAGUGACUCUUGCUUUCCUGAUCAACUUGAUGCCACAAUCCUUCGCAUACAGGAGUGCGUGGACGACGUAAAGCGUUGGAUGACUUGCAACAAACUGAAGCUAAAUGAUGAUAUAACGGAAAUCCUUCUCAUCCACUCUCAAAACAAACCUCUCCAUCCAUCCGCUCCUUCUUCUAUAUCUAUUGGCAACUCUGACAUCACAUUCUCUUCCUCUGCCAGAAACCUUGGAGUCAUGCUUACAGACACCCUCUCCAUGGACAAACAUGUCACGAACAUAUGCAGAUCAGCAUACAAUGAAAUUAGAAAAAUCAGCACUAUUAGACACCUCUCCUUUGAUGCCACAAAGACUCUCGUCUCUUCACUCAUUCUUUCAAAAUUUGACUACUGUAACACUCCUCUCGCAGGCAUCCCUCAACACCACAUAGACAAACUUCAGAAGGCACAGAACUCAGCAUGCAGACUCAUUUUUAAAUCAAAGAAACAUGAUCACAUUCAACCACACAUGCAGCAACUCCACUGGCUUCCAAUAUCCACUCGCAUCAAGUAUAAGUCUGCCAAUCUAUGCUUCAACUCGUUCACUGACCCUCACUUUCCUGUCUAUCUCUCUGAACUGUUGCUUCCUUACAUCCCCACAAGACAACUACGUUCUUCAAUUGACAAUAGAACCCUCUCAAUCCCAAGAACCAAAACUAAGACCAUUGGUGAACGCUCCUUCUACUUCCAUGCGCCCAGGUUCUGGAACCAGCUCCCCUUCCACAUCUGUCAUUGUGAAACCUCGUCCACUUUCAAAAAGUCCCUUAAAAUCUUAUCUGUUUAGGUCCGCCUAUGACCAGUGAUGCACCCUCCUUGCCCUGCCUCAUUUUCUGUCUCAGGUUGAUCCUGUAGUGUAGGCCAAAACGUGCCAAAGUGUACUCGUUUUUAUAGCCAUUUUAAUGUUUAAGCUACUGUUUCUAUAGUAAUUUUUAAUAUAGUAGUUACUGUUCUAGUGUCUCUGGUUUUUCAUUUUUAUUUUACUUUUGCAGUUUAAAUAGUUUACAUAUUUUUAAUAAUAUGUAAAGCGCUUAGAGCUGUAAGGUAAGCGCUAUAAAAAAAUGCCUAAAUAAAUAAGAGACAAGCCAACAAAAUGGAGUAUGGCAGUUUGGGUCCAAGCAGAGGCAAUAACAGGCUACACUUAUGAUUUUGAUGUACCUUUAGGAAAGCAGACUCAAUCAUCAAAAAAUGGCUUGGCCUAUGAUUUUCUUAUGAACCUUAUCAAGUAGGCUAAAAAACCAAGGCUACCGAGUGGAUUUUCUUUGGUUGAUCAUCUCUGUGAAGGCUAUCAAUUACUAAAAAAAAAAACUCUGUUGAUAAUUGGAAUACUUGCUUGUGGGGACCGUAAUGAAAAAUAGAAAAGUUUUGCCUAAUGAACUGAAAGACAUCAAAACUUAUGGACAACAAAUCUAAAGAGGAUACAUGAGGUGGAUUAGACAGGAUGAAAUUUUAACUGUCCAAUGGAGACAUUUUAAAACAGUCUCUCUUGUCUCCAAUGAUAUGACAGCUAAUAGAUUUUCCCAUGUGAAAAGGAGAACCAAAGCUGAUAGUGUUUUUAGACAGUUAUUGGUGAGACAACCAAAUAUUGUAAAGUCAUACAAUGCAUUGUGUGGUGUGGAUAAAAGAGGUCAGUUGAUAAUUAAAUACAACACCAUAAGGAAACAAAAAAAGUACUAGGAACCCCUUUUCUUGGAUUUUGUUGAUAUUGCCAGGGUAAACAGCUAGAUCCAUCUUCCAGGAGUGGAGAAAAUAAAAUCCUGACUUAGAGGAACUAAAGCAGCCUAACUGCUAACUCCAAAUUGAUUUUACGGAGGAACGUAUUAGAGCAGGCCUGCAAAACUCAAAAUGUAAUGCGGGGCCAAUAAUUUAUGAAAAACUUGUGCGGGGCGUAAUACUUUAUGAAAAACUUGUGCAUGUCCAAAGAUGUUGGGGGGGGGGGGGGGGGUGGGGAGCUAUUAAGAAAUUAAUAAUAAUAAAGAAUAUUUCGUUACUUCACGGGCCGCCAAGUGGGCUUGUAUUAGAGUGGAUUACAAAAAACUGAGGAUGUUCCAAAUGUUAACACCUCAUAUUACCAGACAGUGCAUCCAACACUCACUGAGUGCACAUAUUUAUAGAGAAAUUCUAAAGUGUGCUAUAAAUUGGGACUUAAAAAAAAACAGUCAAAUUGUGCACUUACCCUGGCUUUAAUAAAACAAGAACUUGUCUUGAGUACCGGUACCAUAAAGUUUAAAUUGUCCACAUAUGUAUUUUCUUUGGUGUAAAUACUUAUAAACAUGUAAAAUAAUGAUUACCUGUAAUUCUUAUGAAUUUUUGUGAAGGGGCGGUCAAUUGAUUUUUUAAAAUCAUUUCCCCUUUUUGACAUAUUUUACACAAUCUUUCAUAUUUUAAUAACAUGCCAUUCAAAAUGUUGAUUUCUUCAUAUGACAUACAAAAAUGAAUUUUCUUUCUGAAUACACAGACUUUAUGAAAAAUGUCCAAAUAGUUUUUCUUUUCUUUUUUCUUCUCAAAACUUCAAAGUAUUGAAUUUAAAUGUUAAGAAACAUCAAUUUUUGAAAGCUUCAUGCAUUUCCCUACAAAUUUAUAUGUAACAUCAUUAACUUUAGACAAACAUUCUUAAUAAUAUUGCCUCUUUUGUGGCUUCACUAGAAAUCUUAAGAUAGUAACGAAAAAUUCAAAGAAUGUCAAGAGUUAAUGGAGGAGGGGUGCAUCAGUGCUUGCUAAGUGAUUAGGUGGGGCUGGGCCAAAACAUUCAAGAAACACUGCUCUAAAUGAAGUGCAUUAUCAUUGUAUAUUUUGAUAUGUCUUGUAGAAGGGUGAGACAAUGUUUUGUAUCCUCAUGAAAUUAUUCUUUAAGGACCUCCAUGAGGAAGCAACACUUGGAUUACAAGCCUGCAUCCAGGAGAAACAGGCAACCAUCUACAACCUAGAGCAGGAGCUAAAAUGUAGCCAAGAAAAACGUAAAGAAGCCGAGGUCAGAUUGAUUACCCUAGAGCAAGACCUGGCAGAUAAGAUUGAAACCUUACAACAGCUGCAAGCGGAGUCAAAGUGCCACUUUGAGACGGAGGUAAGAACUAGCACUGAGAGACCUAUGGAGUGGCAUGGUCUUCAUAAAAAUAUUAACUACCCUGUUUGAUGGGGUUAGAAUAAAACUCCUUAAAUAGUGGUUAAGAUAUAAGUAAAACAUCAUGUCUCUGUGAAUGUAUGGCUAUAUGUGUGAAAGUACUGAUGAUAUCUGUGUGAAUUUACUGUUGAUAUAUGGGAAUGUACUCUGAUAUUGGUGAAUGUACAGCUUACAACUUUGAACUUACUGCUAUCUGUGUUAAUGUGCUGGUGAUGUCUGUAUGAAUGUACUGCCUUUCAGAAUCUCUACUAUUUAUCAUCAUUUUAUAGGUUGUUGAAACACUUGUUAUUGUUCUAUUAUUAAUUUACUUUCAACAUUAACUGUGUGUAUUAACCUUCUAAGUAAUACAACAUUCUUAUUUAGAUUUAUCUAUGUAUUAACUGGUGUUCACCAUUUUGUCAACUGUACAAGUGUUGUAUGUUUCAUUUGAACUAUUCAACUUUUUGUGUCUUUGGUUAAAUAAAAGAAAGUCUUUCCCCCAGCUGGUCAAGUUACGAAGACGUUAUGAUGAGAGUAACAGCAAGCGUCAGUUAGAAUCCUCAUUACAAAUCAUUCAGGAGCUCCAGGCAGAGAAGACAGAGUUACUUGAAGUUUUUGACGAUCUAGAAAGAAAUGUAACUCUACAGGUAGAAUUAAAUUUCAAUACUUAGGUUUUUAAUGCAUAGUUCUCAAACUAUCCUGCAUAACUAUCAUAUUCUAGGCUCACAAAUAAUUUUUUAAAUUAUAAAAUGUAAAACCAUUUUUUUUUGGGUCAAAAUCUAUUUGACAUCAUGAGUGUUACUAUUUCAGCUCAGUUUAUAAAAUGAAAAUUUUCCAUGUGCUCUAUGGUGAUUGAAAACUAUGGUGGUUUUAUGUAGGUUUGGUUAUAUGGGCAUAUGUGGCAUGUGCUACGUACGUAACGGGUCUUAGUGCUAAAGUAUACUGGAAUACAUGAUUGUUAAAUAUUGUAGAAUGUAUUCAGUAGGACAGAAUGUAUGCAACUGUGGAAUAAUUUAAUCAAACAGUUUCAAUUGGCUGACGGCCUCUUCUUGCUGGACAAGAAAGUCAAGGGCUCAGCCUGGAAGAAUAGGCAGGAACAUGAGCAACUUGUUUUUGAGGUAAAGAUGUGUCUGCUUGUCAGCUGUGUAUGCUUGUCUGCUGUGUUGUGGCCGGCUCCCCCCCCCCCCUGAAUCUGCCUGUCAGCUUUCUCCCUGUCAUCUGAAUCUGCCUGUCAGCUGUGUCUCUCUGUCUGCUGUGCGUCACCGUCUCUGUCAGCUGUGUCAGAAUAAUGUUUAUCUCAUUUUUUUAUUAGUUCCAAUUUUUAUAAAUAUUUGAUUAAUUUAUGUAAAAUGACUUUUUUCUGACCAGUUUGACAACAUGAAAAAGAAAUACAAUUCCCAGCAAGAAGAGCUUGAGAACCUUUCAUCCGAGAACAGAGAGCUGCAAGUGGAUAUACAAAACCUGAGUGACAUUUUGAACCGGAGUAACAAGUGCUUGGUGGAGGUAUGUCAGCACAAAUAAGAAGGUGCCAGCCUACUACCGUAUUUUACAGACUAUAAGAUGCUACAGACUAUAAGACGCACCUUAAUUUUUAAGCAAUUUUUUUUUAAAUAACAUUUUUACCCAUUUUUAUUAUUAGAUUGCAAAGCCAGACAAAAAAAAAAAAUUCUUAUUUUAUAAAACCAAACUGACCUUUAAAAUCGCUGAAAAUCGUCAACUGCUGCAAGUUGAAUCCAAUGUUGCCAGAUAGAGAUAGGUUUCCUGUGGCAUCGAAUAUAUGGACAUUUUAAGACUGGCGGGAAUUUUAAAUCAAAUGCUGGACAUUUUUAUAUUAAUUUUGAGUAUAAGACGCACCUGCAUUUUGGAGGCAAUUUUUGGAAGAAAAAAGUGUGUCUUAUAGUCCGUAAAAUACGGUACCACAAAACAAUCAGUAACAUAUAAUAUUAUUAAUGUAGAAACACUGCUUCAAUGUCAGCAUUAACAACUUAAUCUUUUAGUUUAUCUCUCAUCUUAUAUUCUUUCACAAGUAAAUAUAACAUUUAAUCUUUAAAAAGCCAUAAUAUUAAGACCGAAACAAAGAUCCUGUAUGCUGUUGCUCCAUCAGUGACGUUCCCCUUACUUAAUAUUUAAAAUGACAUCUUGUUCAUGCUGAAUGUUAAAUAUUUUCUAAUUGGUUGGUCAAAUACAUCUAAAUUUUUGUUGGUGAAGAAAUGUCGGCUAGAUCAUUCAGCAAUAGAGAUCCGACAUCACCGUUCACAUAAUACAUCCAACAUUAGAGCCAUGUCUGACGGCACUGUUCACAUAGCACAUCAGAGCAAUUUCUGACUGCAAGGUUCAGAUCCAACUUUAGAGUAAAGUCAGACCAGCAAUGUUCACCUAGCACAAUCAACAUUUUAGCAAUGUCACAUAGCACAUUCAACAUUAGAGCAGUAUCAAACGUCUGUGGCAUUUGAAACCAUGUCUCGUACCACAAGGAGCAUUGAAGCAAUGAAACAUUUAUAGUAUUGUCCCAUAGCACCAUCAUUUACGUAGCAAUGUCACAUAGCACAUGUAAUGUAUUAAGUAGCAAAUGCAGGACUGCACCAGAUAAAAACCAUUUAAAUUAAAAACAAUUUUCGUUAAAAAAUCCCUUACUGUACUUAUCCCAAGAUGGAGGUCAUGUACAAGAAUGUCAAUGAAGAACUGAAGGAGUCCAAAGACAAAGUUUCCUACUACAGUAAUGAGCUGAUGGCUACAAUACAAGGUUAGACAAUAAAAACCUUUACAGUGGGGGAUGUUUCAUGUCUUGGAUUCAUGUAACUAUAGGAGACUUGUCAUAAGGCAAAGCUAUCAGCUUUGUAAUCAGAGAUAGGAGGUUUGUAAUUAGAUAUAUCUUAGUUUUCUAUAAAUAAAUUUAAACAGGCGGUGGGUGGGAGGAGGGAUGUUUGGGAAACUUAUUUGUAUUCAUCCAUAUUGGAAGUGAGUCCAAUAAUGUAUGGGUGCAACAAGUAAAUAGCCAUUUUUGUGUCACAUUGAUGUAUCGUAAGGAUAUAUAUAAGUAUUCCUCAUAGUAAACACUCUUUUUUUUCUAUUUCACUUAAAAAGGUGCAUCAAACCGAAAUAUUACAUAUAACAAAAAAAUGAAUGACAGUAUUUUGUCAAUUCAACUUAAUUUUUACUAGCUUCCAUUAAUAAAUUCUUUGCUUAGCCCUUGAAGAGCUCACUGAAAAACAAGAUCUCCUCACACAACAACUGAUGGAGCUACAGGACAGUAGAAACAAAUUAAGCCAAGCUUUAGUACAAGCAGAGAAGAAGGUCUUCAAGCUUGAACAGGUACACAUGGAACAGGAACAGCUGUAAGUACAGUGAGCUGUGUGACCUUUCUGGUAGUUCAGUGGACUGUGUUACAUGUCUGUUGAGUACAGUGGACUGUGUGACAUGUCUGUGGAGUACAGUGGAUUGUAUGAAUGUCUGAGUACAGUUGACUGUGUUGCUUGUCUCUUGAGUACAGUGGACUGUGUUACAUGUUUGUUGAGUACCGUAGACUGUGUGACAUGUCUGUUGUGUACAGUGGACUGUGUGACAUGUCUGUCCCUGUUGAGAACAGCCGGGCAAAAACUAAUUGCUCACAUUGUACAGAACUUCAUUUUAAAAAAAUGAAGCUCACUAUCAGUUUAUUUCCUGAUAUUCUAGGACAUGAAGUAUACAAUCAAUUUAUCUCCUUUUAUUUCCAAGAACUCAAGCACAAAAUUGAUAUCCUUAAUAUGUGGCAUUUUUGUGGACUAUUCUUCUGCUAGACAUUGUUUUUCCUUGCAAAAUACAGAUAUUAUUUCUUAACAUCUAUAUUACAACCCCACCCCACUUGUUUGCAUAUUUUACUUAUGAGAGUCAAACUAUAUUGUUUGUGACAUUUUAAAGAAAUAUUAUUUUCCUAUGUUCCAGUUGUGAUGUUUCCAAACAAAUUGAGAAUAAAAAGAGAGAAGAUGAUGAAUUAUCCAAGUCAAAGUAAGCGUAUUAUUAUUUGUAUAUGCUCUUGGUAUGUAGCAUGUUACUAUGCCCCAAUCAACCGUAAAAUUUAAAAACUCUGUGAUGCCACUAAUUACAACCCAAAUAUCAGUGCAUCUCACAAAAUGUGUCAUCCUUACAACAUUAUCUAUCAGACUGGAGCAGCAUAUCGAAAAUCUUCUUCACACACUGGACAGCUUGGAGGUCAAUAAGGAAGUGACAGAGCAAGAACUCUAUGAGCUCAGAGAGCAGAUGCUUAGUGACAGAAUAAAAAUGGAGGAAAUGGCGAGUGAACUGGACAUGCUACAUAAGGUCUUGGCCACAUUUGAGACGGAGAAAGAACAAGUGGAGGUGAGUUGCAUAGCCCCGUAGUUUUGUAAAUUUGUAACUUAGGCCAUUUUUUAAAAUCAGCAUAUUUUAAAAUUGCUCAUUCUUCAAAUAAAGGACUAGGUUUUAUAACACAAUUGAGUUAUCUCCCUUGUUAGUGGUGAUUUUUCAUCAAAUAAACAGACCUGUUUACUCUUAAGAUUUUGGCGCACAAUGUACGAUUUUGAGGUGUGUACAUUAUAUAUACUUUAUGUUUAUUUUUUUUACUAUUAAGAUAAUGUAUUGAAAGAUUUUAUGAUGAUAUUGUACGAUGUUAAGAGUUUGAGGUUAAACAGGUCUGAAUAAAUGAAUAGGAUUUAUAACUCAUUGAGUUAUCUCCCUUGUUAGUGGUGAUUUUAAUCAAAUAAAUGAAUAGGUUUUACUCUUAUGAUUUUGGCGUACUGUGUAAGAUUUUGAGGUGUAUACAUUAUAUAAGCUGUAUGUUUAUUUUUUACUAUUAAGAUAAUGUAUUGAACGAUUUUGUGAUGAUAUUGUACGAUUUUAAGAGUUUGAGGGUAAACAGGUCUUGUUUUAUAACUCAUUGAAUUAUAAACUCCCUUGUUAGUUGUGAUGUUAUAUUCUAGUACCUGAGGCUAUCAAUUUAUCUCCUUUUAUUCAAAGAACUCAAGCACAAAAUUUGUAUCCUUACAUUCAAGUAACUCAAGCACACAAAUUAUAUUCUUACAUUCCUGUAACUGAAACACACAAAUUAUAUUCUUACAUUCCUGUAACUGAAACACACAAAUUAUAUUCUUACAUUCCUGUAACUGAAACACACAAUAAAUUUAUUUCCUUACAUUCCAGGAACUGAAACACACAAUUAAAAUGUUGGAGGCAGAGAAGAAGUUGUGUAUGGAAGCCAUUGGAGACCUUCGUUCACAGCUGGAGACAGAAGUGGACUUGCAUAAAAACAACCGGAGACUUGUAGAUUCACUCCAGACCAACAACUCAAUACUCCAGGGAUCCUAUCAAUCUCUCAAGUAAGUGGUCAACAUACACUCAGUAAUCCAGGGAUCCUAUCAAUCUCUCAAGUAAGUGGUCAACAGAAAUGUGGCCACAUCUAUGAAUCAUAUCACUUAUUUGUGUAAGUUGUACACGAACAGGUAGCAACUUAACGAACUCUGUAUAACUCCGUACUCCAUGGUUUCAUUAACAAAUUUUGUGUUUCAAAUUUUGUUGAGUAAAAUCACAUUUUAUUUUGAAUAAUGUUAAUUAAAUGACCUUUGUAACUUAGGCCAUUUUUAAAAAACUUGGUUAGCAUAUUUUAAACUUUUUCAAUACUCAAAUUUGUCAGUCUCAUAUAUAUAAACUACGUUAUCAUUAACGUCUCAAGUUUGUUAAUCUUAUAUAUAUACACUAAGUUAUCAUUAACAUCUCAAUUUUGUUAGUCCUAUAUAUGCUAGUUUAUCAUUAACAUCUCAAAUUUUUAAGCCAUAUAUAUAUGCUAGUUUAUCAUUAACAUCUCAAAUUUUUAAGCCAUAUAUAUAUGCUAGUUUAUCAUUAACAUCUCAAAUUUUUAAGCCAUAUAUAUAUGCUAGUUUAUCAUUAACAUCUCAAGUUUGUUAGUCAUAUAUAUGCUAGUUUAUCAUUACCAUUUAAAAAGUCCACGCCAACAUAAAACAAUGGAGGGUUGAAAAGAUCCAUGAUUGAAAUUUUUGUUACUAACACUUGAUUGCAUCCUUUGCCCAGGUCUGAGGCACGCAGGCUUGAUGAAACUCUGUCAUUAAAAAUGUUGGACAUUGAUGCCAGCAGCACAGCUUUGAGCAGCCUUGAGGACAAGAUGGACUUAAUGCUAACCAAUCUGCAGGAGAAAUUGGGCUUAGAGGUGAAGUACAGCAUCUUUUUGAGUUGUAUAUUAAAAUCAAAACCAUAUGUGUUACACAGCUUCCAAAAACACCCAACUUUUCAAAAUUCUCAGCAAAGAUAAAAAUAUUGAACUGUGGCUUAACAUUUUCCUCUGGCUGUUGAAUGAAUUGUUUUUAACAAAAAUAGUUUUAAGUUCACAGGUUCAUCUCCUUUUUUUCAUUUGAGAAUGCUAGUAGUGACAUUUCUCAACUAUUUUCAGGUCACAUGCGAGGAAGAUAAGAAAAGAAGUAACAAUGCAACACAGAGGAAGCCAAAUUUGAGCUUCCAACAGGGAGAUUCUCUCGUGGCCUUCAUUCUGUCACAUGUCAACACCCCUUCCCUUCAAUCACCUGGAAAUACAAGCAACAUGUCUGGUGGAAACCAGUCUCGACAGGAUCCAUCCAGGGAAUGGAUCAACAGACCUAAACAAUGCAAUGUGUCAUGUGAUGACCUGGAACCCCGCGCCAGAGAUGGCGCGCCGCAAGGAAACGGUUAUGGAGGACGAGAGGAAAAUGAGGUCAAUUCUACAGAGUUGGGAUAUCCCUGGGACAUUUCUGGAUUGGAUUUCACAUUUUCUGCCAUUAAGACACCUGCUAGGAAAUCAGGAACACAAAAGCAAGGUGAAUCUGAAGAGCUUUCAAGCUCAACACCACGAUUUGCCAACAUACGACGCAUCCCAACUACAGUUGAUAGGGUUAAAGAUGUCACUUCUAGAGUCACAAGUGACGGUCAGCACAGAGCUGCAGGGACACUGUUCUCAGAUCGUGAUGGUUCUGAUUCCUUGCUGUUCAAGGUAAGACAUUGAUUUGAAUUUAUUGCACUCAUACAUUCAGUGCAUUCAACUUACUUGUACGUAGAUUAGCUACCUUUUUAGUGCAUUCAUCUUACUUGUACAAUGGCAAAGUUUUCAGUCCAUUCGUGUUACUUGUACAUUAGCUAACUUUGUCAUUGUGGGAGUUGCCAGUGUAUUAGCUUCUCUGAUGAACUUUUUCUUGGCUGUAUUAAAGGGUUGAUUGUGAUUUAGUUCUUAAAGUAUGUUAUAUUGAUUUGGUGUCAGGAGUGACUGGCAGAUUAUAACUUUAUUUUUUGCUCACCUUUUCUUAUACCAAAGCUAUUUUUAAUGUGCUACAAUAAUUUCAUGGAUAAAUUUGUUAAAAAUAUCAAUUUUAAUAAUAAAUUUAGAUUUUUAAUUUAAAAAAAUUUAGUCUGUGCAUCAUGUUUCGGAUCUGUGCAUGAUGCUAUUUUCGUCCGCCGUAUUGCCAGUCCUGUCAAACUUCACUGAAGGCCUGUAGCACAAAAUGAUCCAAAAAUGGCUCAACAUUUAUCUUCAGAUGAUUUUGUUGGUUUGAUUUCAAGUCAAGAAGGGAUACUAGACUAAAAUGCCUUUUGAAGGUAAGAUUUUUUUCCUUUGUUACAAUGGCCAAAAUGAAUGCAAAUUUUAUUGAAACUGUGGGGAAAAUCUUUAUUUACAUUGAUAUACAGUUACAGAGAACUUCAUAGAAAUUGAAAACAACUAUUUCAGUUUACCUAUAUUAAUCUAUUGUUCCAGUUUAUCAAUUGUAUAUUUUUUAAAAUUAAUCCUUUUUUACAUUGGAUACACUAAGAAGAGCCAAUGACUUCUCAGUCUAAAAUUUAUUCUGAAUGAAAUGAUUUAAUUUUGCAAUAUAAUUAUUUUUCAUUGAAUGAAUUAAACUUCUUUCAGUUUUGUCCAUUGUAAAAUCCCAGCCUUCCUGAAAUGCUUAUAUUUUAUGAUCAUUUCACAGUGUUAGAGUGAGGACUGGGACACUGGGCAACCCAAUGUUCAGGCCGAUGCUAUUCCUGUCUGAGCUACCGAAUUACACAUGUCUAAGACACGACAAGGAGCACCCUUCUACUUUAUAACUUUUCAACAUCCAUUUACAUGAACAAGGCUGGAGAUGCUUUGAAAAUGUACAUAACCAUUGCAGCUGCACUAAUAAGGCAACUGAGCCAACUUGGUUUUAAAACUGGACAUUCCAGUUGAUGAACAAAACUUCUAUAAUUCAUUUGACUACUAAUCUACAGUCCCAAUUGUGUGAGCUGUCACUGGAUCAAAGGAGUUUAUUGACUGGAUUGUGGAAUUCAUAAAUUGUUUUAAUUUAAGCCAAUAUCCAGUGACAGGCCUGUCUAUACAAGUAAGUUUGUACAAGAAAAAUAAGCUUUGGAAAUAAAUUCUAAUAAUGUGGACAGUGAUGCAAGUAAAAGAAUCAAAACCAUGGCCGACAGCAUUGUUCUUUCAUUUUAAUGACAUUUCUAUUGUUAUGCUAAUAGUCAUUUUUUAAUUAAUUUGAAGAAAGCAAAUGUAUGUCUUGAAUGAUUAAAAAGAUCUGAUAGCUAUUCUUUUUAGUUCCACCCUAGAAUUAAUCGGUCAGUGACAAACUUUGUUGACAAUUCUUAUGUUUCAGACAGCAAUUCUAAGAUUAUAACUCAGCAUUGUUAAAACUGCAGUGGUUACUUACAGUAAAGAACUAAAUGUUCAAAAUCUUUAUUUAAAACAAUUAUUGGCUAUGUAAACUCAUAUAUUUAACAAAGGUCGCGCAUUAAGUCCCAGAUUUUCUUUCCAUUUUUAAAGCUAAUGGUUUAUUUCUACCUUUAUUUUUAUGUUAUAUUUUAAAAUAAAAGUUAAAAUUAUUAAUUUUCACAUAUUUGCUGAUAAAGAUAGUGUUUCUAUCAGGGAACACUUGCCUUGUUUUAUUUAAUUUAUUUCAAUAAAACAAAUUUUUAAAUCAAUUUCUCUAUUUUUAAAUCCUUUUCAUCAACUUUGCUUUUGUUUGGGUUUCUUUGUGGCUGAAAAAGCUUUGGAAGGAUAACUGACCCACUUCCCCUCAUCCUCAUAACAACAUUUUCAGCCACACCCUCAACCCCAAAAAUAAGUUCUUCCUGUUUUUCAAGGGGAAGAUGAAUGAAAUAUGAUUGGUUCAAUGGGUGUAUAUUUUGGUGCGGAUAUUGCUUAGCUGAUGUUAUGUGUUUUGUAUGUGUGAUAUAUUUGGGUUCAAGUAUAUCUUUAGUCUAUAAUGUUUUACAUGCAUUAAGUUUGAUGAAAACCAUUCCCAUGCCAAAAAUCAGUUGUCCCAGUCACAUAAAGGUUAAAUUACAUAAAUGCAAAAAAAAUGCAUUUUAAGGAUUUAUCAGAAAAAUUUUGUAUUUAGGGGUUGUGUCAUUAAAAUUAUUAAUUCAUUUUUUAAGUUUCAUAAUGAAUAUGAAUGUUGUAAAAUUGCUUGAAAUUCUUAUGUGUCGUAAAAAUGGAUACCAUUGAUGGAUAUAAUAAAGAUUUUAACUAAUGUCUUAAUAAUUAAGUACUGUAGCAUAUAUGUGUCUUUUCACGUUAAGUCUCGACUAAGAUACGCUUUUAUAUUUAUAUAAGUUAAAGGUUCUUUGACAUAUUUUAAAUAGUUGCGGUUGGGGAUGAGGACAUAUAAUGCCCCACUUUUAUUUUAUUUUUGUUGCUUCUGCCUAUUUUUGGUAUGUUGAUAUUUUUGUAAAAAUUCAACACAUUCAAACUCGAUAUUGUGGAUAUGCAUCAAAACCAUAAUUAACUGUAAUCCAGUGCUUCUUAACCACGGGUUCGGUGAGUCAGUCUCAGGGGUUCGGCGGAGGUCCAAACAAAAUCAGGGGAAAAAAUCAUCAUAUUUUAUUUUAACCAUUAAGAAGGGUUCGGUGAAUGCGCAUAUGAAACUGGUGGGGUUCAGUACCUCCAACAAGGUUAAGAACCACGGCUGUAAUCUCAUAAUUGUAAUCAAAUAAGAGAUAAUUCAAUUCUGAAUCCAAUGAUAUAUAACAAGUUAUUACUGCUAUGUAACCUCAUUUAACAACCAGCCAGAUUGUAAAGCUAUCUAAAGAGUGAGAAAAAAGUUUAAAAAACAUAUAGUGGAAAGAGGUAUGUUUAGGCUUGACAAUAAAAGACAUGACAAUUGUACGGACGUUUCAGCUGGAUGACUUCUUCAGCGGGCAAUACAAUAAUAACAGAUAUAUUUAAAUCAAAAAUAAAACUUUUGUUUUUGAAGAUUUCAAUAAUGUCAUUGUAGGUCAAAGCUCAGAACUGGAAAUGCUCUGUUUUGUUAGAAACAGAAACAAAUGGCAGAAAAUCAAGAAUAUUUGAGAGCUUAAAAAAACAAACACAAAAACAGCCAUUUUUCUUGCAGUAUUUUUUUUUUUUUACUAUUCCAGUAUUAUUUUCCAAUUAUGGGAUUCAUUAAAAUAUUUAAUAAUAUUUGUAUAUUUCUGUUACCAAGAUUUUAAUAGCAUGCAGUCUUACCGAGUAGAUUUUUUGUUUGUUUAGGUCAAGAAUGUUGACAGAAAGUUCCAUCACAUUGAGAAGUUAACAGAGAAAGCAGAAAGAACUUCAAAGCUGACCAUCGCUGACCUCACGGCAGAGAUGUGAGAUUCUAUGUUAACUUCUUAUUAUAUUCUUAUUAAUUUUUAUUCUGUGCAUGAAAUCAGAUUGGAUCAUUUAGAUCUUUAUGACGUCUAAACACCUAAAAUUUCAUUGAAGUAUACAGAACAUGCUUAUUUCUUUAAUGCUAGUCUCUAUUGAGGUUCAAUAAAUUCACAGGGACGUUCUAUCAAACAAAGUGCAGUUUCAGAAAAACCACAUUACACAAUUGGAGUCAGACCUGACUAAGAUGACACAUUUGCUGAAUUCUAAGAACACUGAAAUUAAAGAUCUCUGUACCAGGGUCAAGGCCAUGAACGAGUCUAUCCUCAACUUUCAUGACCAGAAGUUAGAGAAUAAAGUAAGUAUGACAAGAAUAUACAGCAGACCUGUUUACUUUUAUGAUUUUGGCGUACAAUGUACGAUUUUGAGAGUCUUUUACAAGUCUAUGCAGAGACCGGUCCGAAUUGCAAUUUGAAGAGACCGGUUAAAAAACAUUUCCCCCCCACCAAUAUUGUGGGUUGUCACUAGGCUCAAUACUACUACAGCCUUAUCUAGCAGGUUACUUAGGAAAAUACAAAGCAUUAGUUAUCUGAUAACCGCGAAACAUUGCUUGAUAUUUUUAUAGCCUUAGUAGGCCUUAUGAGAAAUCAUGAAUUUAACAGAUUUUUAAGUAUUAGAGACUGUCAGGAUCAUUAUUGUAGAGUUUAUGGAUAAAUUUAGUUACAUUCUGGGGACCCCCCCUCUAUCCCCAUGCUGUCAUAAGCAUCCUCAGUGCAUAUAUGUAAUAUAUUGACUGCAACUAACGUUGACAGGGUGCGGGAGGGAGUAUGAAAAUGUGGUUGGUUUUUUGUGUACAUUACAUACGGAUGUCCAAAUUGUCCAAUCUGGCAUUCAAAUUUGACUACAUUGAUGGACAUGCACAUUGCAUGGAUGAUUUUAAUGUUAUCAUGGGCCUGGAAUCGGCACUCCAUUUUUAAGACUACGUAUUCUUUUAAAAUGCAUUCUCAACUGCUCCGCACAGCAGGAUUAGAUUUUGACAUAUUUUAUAAGAUAUAGUAAGCUGCAUUUGAAAUCUAUUCUUAAAAGUCACCAAGCAGCUACACAAUUUUAAUACCCGUUAUGUUCCAUUACUUCUCUUCCCUUCUCCCAAUACAACUUGCGGUAGUUUUAGACCCCCAAUUUGUUAACAGAAAAUAAAUCUGCCUCCUAGGCUUAAAGCAGGGGUGGGCGACCCUCCAUGUUAAAUGUCGUGGCCAGCCAGAUCUAUCGCAAAUGAACUGAUUUCUUCAUCCAAAUAGUGAUUAUUUUAAGUUGUGGGUUAAACACACAAUUUAUACAUACAUCAUUUGUGUGGAUGGUACACACCAUUUUCCCAUAUAAACAAUUUUACUCUUUAUUAACUGUUAAAAUAAAAAGUAUUUAUUUUUUCACAAGCAAUAUGAUUAAGUGUAGAAUGAUGCAAAACUAUGUUCAGAUAUAUGCAGAAGUGCAUCCCUGCUUUUUGAAUUUAUAAAAAAAAAUUCGGAAGGGGGCUAAGCCUCCUCCCCAAACCUUCCAGCACUUUUGUUCAGGUGACUUCAGUGGGUAUUCUCAAUUUCUGCUCCCCACCACAUCUUCGUCCAUCAAAUCAGCAAAUAACAGGCACAUUUUUAUUUGAAAUAAUGCACUAUAUAUAAACGUCAUUUAUCUACUGUGAGAGGUGACCUUUACAGACCUGUUUACUCUUACGAUUUUGGCGUACAAUGUACGAUUUCUGAGAUGUAUACAUUAUAUAUACUGUAUGUUUUUUUUUUUUACUAUUAAGAUAAUUUAUUAAACGAUUUUGUGAUGAUAUUGUACGAUUUUUAGAGUUUGAGGGUAAACAGGUCUGCCUUGCACAUAGUUAUUGUAUACAUUAUACUUUGUUAAUUUACUAUUACAAUAUGGUAUUGUACGAUUUUGAGAUGAUAAAGUACUAUUCUGUGACCAUAUUGUGCUUUAUUGCGAGUUCCGGUGUAAACAGGUCUGAUAAGGGUUAGAUUGUGUUUUAUAUACUGGUACAUGGGUGACAAAAAGCUAGAGUGUCAGUAUGUCUUACACACUGAAAAAGUUGUAUACUUUUAUUUAGUCUUUUCAAUGAAUGUUUUUUGAGUAAAUUUGCAAUUUAUUUUUUUUUAAGUUAAAUUUUCUAUCAACUUCACAUAAUUUUAUACAAAAACAUUAAAAAAACAAAAACAUUAAGUAAACUUUUAAGAAUUGGACUUCUUUAUUAUAAUUAAAUGUUGAUUGUCAUUGGGGGAUGGGGCGUUCAAUGUCUGCAAACAUUUUAGUCAGAUAUUCAUACAAUAAACAAGAAAAGAGGAAUUCAUAAAAAUGCACAGAUAAGUAUGACUGAUGAUGUUAUUGAAAAUGAAUUAUAUUCUAUUAUGCACCACUUUUUAUUGUAAAAUGUUACCCUUGGGAUUCAUAAAGAAGAGAAUGAAAAAUGAAGCAGUUUGCAUAACCUCAAAAAAUUAUUUUGUACCGCUCACAGCCCAUCUUUAAUAGAGUUGGGUCUUACAAUGGUUAAUGUUAUGAUCAUUGAAAUCUUCAGUCAUCUCAAAAAACUUCAAACGAGUUUGAGUUAAAUUAAUAUUGUUGGUGCCAAUUUUUUGUAAUUGUGUGAUAUUGAUAUAAUUAAAAUGCAAGAAUUAACAAUUUUUAAAAAGAGAGGGGGUGGGGUUGUCCUCCAAAUCAAAGGAUAUUUUUUAAAAAAAUCAAUUUUUGGUUCAGAGACUUGAGGAGGACAAGAAAGAGCUCCAGUAUCGAGUGGAGGAUCUCAGGGGUCAGGUUGCACUCUUGACAGAACAGUUAGAUGACUUUACCAAAAAGCUCAGCUAUUCAAGAGAGCCUGAUAUCAUAUCGGCCAGAGAAAUUCUUUCUUUAAAGAAGAAGGUCAGUCAUUCAACAAAUCAGCUUAUUAUUAAUUUUUUUCACAAUGUAAUAUUCAUUUUUUGUAUUGCCCUUGAUCAAACCAAAUUUUUUUCAUGUUCACAGAAUCAUGAAGGCAUAAUGAAGUUGUUUAUGGAGAGAGAAAAGAACCAAGAACUAGGAGAGAAAGCCAUGAGAAGGGUAAGGAGAUGAGCCAUAAGAGAGUAAAGGGGAAUAGGCCAUGAGAAGGGUCAUAUAUUCACACUUGGUCUUUCACAUUUCACAAACAGCGUUAAAAAGUGUGAAAAUUGUACAUCACUGUUUUUUAAUUGAAUUGGAGGAUUUAAACUUGUGUCUCCAAUAGUUGGAAGGAGAUGUGAAGUUACAGUCCAAUUCAAAUUUGAAGUCAAGUUCAACAAGUCUUUGGGCUGACAAUAAAUUUUAACUAAAAUUGAAUUUUAAAGUGGUGGCAUUAAGAGACUAUGACUCAUGACCUGCAUUAAGGAUUACUUAAAGUAUUAAUACCUGGUACCACUUGUACAGUUUUUCAAACUUGACCGUUAUUUAAUGGAAUCAAAUAAAAAUAAUUGAAAUUUAUUUUGUAAUUACAGAUGAAAAUUCUCGAAUCUAACUGGCAAAAAGCAGAAGCCGAAGUAAAAAAAUUGGAUGAUUUAUUGGAAGCUGUUAGGCAGGUAUGUAAUAUCAGUAAUCAAUAAUGUCCAUUAUUUAAUAUUUUCUGGUCAAUUUGCUGAACCAAUAUGGUUCCUAGUUUUAAAAUAUUGCGUAUCAUGUAGCUCACGGUUUUAAAUGUUGCUUAGCAUAAGACUCUAGUGAAAUAAAACACAUUCACUGCUUGCAUCUCCACAGGCAUGCAUUGAUAGCCAGUGCCAGUCAAAAGUUCCUAUUGUACUGCACAUUAUACGCCUGCUCGAUGGUCUGGUUUAG